Molecule: messenger RNA, 831 nt
Organism: Drepanopeziza brunnea f. sp. 'multigermtubi' MB_m1
Lineage: Eukaryota; Fungi; Ascomycota; Leotiomycetes; Helotiales; Drepanopezizaceae
Biological process (GO): endocytosis; fungal-type cell wall organization; cortical actin cytoskeleton organization
Cellular component (GO): plasma membrane; membrane raft; cell cortex
Source: RefSeq, a predicted model, not a curated record
AUGGCUGCAAGGGGCAUCCGUGGCGCCAUGGGCACUGUGUCCCUCAUCCUCAUCGCCGGCGCGACUCUCCUGAUGCUCUUCGUCGUCCUCAGCGGAGUUCGCGAUCAUACCCCCCUCAACAAGUCGUACUUCCUGCGUGCAGAUACCUCUUCCUUCCCCGGAUCCGGCCGCCCAGAGUCCUAUUGGACCUUCUGGAAGACCUGCGCUACGCCCGGUGGAAGUUGCGGAGCCACGGUUCCGGCUAUGCCGUUUGGAUAUGCCUGGGUGGGCGGUACCGAGGGCGUUCCCACCGGUCUGGUCGGAAAACACGCCAAGGGCACCACCAGCACUUUCUACUACUACGCUUGGAGAUUCGGCUGGGUCUUCUAUCUGAUGGGUCUGGUGUCUACGGGUUUGACGCUCCUCCUCUCCGUCGCGGCCCCGUGCAGCCGCCUCGCGUCUGGAAUCUGUGGAGCUUCCCUCGCCAUCUCUCUGCUCUGGUUCUCCGUUGGCGCUUCUCUCAUGACCGCCACAUUUGUCAAGGCCCGCAACGAGUUCCGCGGUGCAGGUAUCUCCUCCUCCAUCGGCCGCUACGCUUUCGGCUUUACUUGGGGCGCCUGGGCCUGCAUAUUCCUCGCGACAAUCUUCCUCUUCCUCGGCUGCGGCGCCAGCACCAACCGCAAGGAGAGAUACAGCGUCGACGACAAUGUGCGCAACAGUACUAUAAGCCGCACCGGAGGACCGGGCGGCAGCAUCGCCUUCUGGAAACGCCAGCGUCACCCAAGCAAGCGCUCUACCCGGGGCUCGUUCAUCGACACCGAGAACCAGCACCGCGUCAAGGACGAGUACUAG